Messenger RNA from Ilyonectria robusta, 1575 nucleotides. Its product is annotated as amino acid/polyamine transporter I. Lineage: Eukaryota; Fungi; Ascomycota; Sordariomycetes; Hypocreales; Nectriaceae. Gene Ontology annotation, biological process: transmembrane transport. The transcript is spliced from 3 exons. The coding region runs from base 1 to 1575 and encodes 524 amino acids. Gene Ontology annotation, cellular component: membrane. The record is from RefSeq and is a predicted model, not a curated record. Gene Ontology annotation, molecular function: transmembrane transporter activity.
AUGAAAAACGAGCAUAUCACAGACUGCAACGACCUCCACGCCGUCAACACUAUCUCCGGGGGUUUUGUCGUUGAGAGUGAACACUCGAGUGCUCCCGAAAGACCUCGGAAGCAGUUCAGCCUCGUGUCACUAGCAGGCAUUGGUCUUGUGGUUGGCAAUACCUGGCCUGCCCUUGGCGGAGCCAUUGGCACAUCGAUAUUCAAUGGCGCUGCCCCUGGAGUCUUGUAUGAGUUCAUCGCCGUUUCGUUGUGUUAUUUCUGCGUUGCUGCCACGCUUGCGGAACUUGCAUCUGCACUUCCUUCUUCCUCUGGUGUCUAUCUCUGGGCAUCAUUCACCCCGGGAAAUAGAUGUGGUAGAGUGGUGGGUUACUUUGCUGGAUGGUGGAACUGUCUCGCUUGGGUAUUUGCCGAGGCGUCCAUGUCGAUGAUAUGUAGUAAUCUAUGUGUACAAAUGUAUGCAUACCAGCACCCCGGCUUUGUUCAACAGCUGUGGCACGUCUUUGUUUGUUUCUUGCUCAUUACCUGGCUGGCCUGCGCAAUCGUAUGCCUUGCCCAGUUCUUCAUCGCACGCCUCAAUAUCGUCGGCUUGGUCCUUAUCCUCCUGGGAGCCCUUGUCACGAUUAUCAUCUGCGCGGCCAUGGUCACCAACGGCCCUGGCCCGGGACCGGCCUCGAGCGCCACGGUCUGGAGAGGCUGGUCAGCGAAUAUUAGGUACCCUGAUGCCAUCACCUUUCUGGCUGGCAUGCUCAACGCCAGCUUUGCCCUCGGGACUCCUGACGCGGUAAGCCAUCUGGCCGAGGAGAUCCCGCACCCCGAGACGAACGUGCCCAAGGCCGUGGCGAUGCAGUACAUUCUCGGCUUCGUAUCCGGAUUUUCGUACCUCAUCACCAUCAUGUACUGCAUCACCGACUACGAUGCCAUCGCAGGCUCGGCUUUCCCCAUCGCCGAGGUCUACAACCAGGCCACGGGUCACUACGCUGGCGGUGCCGCCACCCUGGCUCUUCUGGCGCUCCUGCUCCUGCCCACGUUUGGCUGCACUAUCGGAUGUUAUGUGACCUGCGGUCGUACACUUUGGGUGCUGGCACGAGAUGGUGCUACCCCCUUCCCCUCGCAUCUCGGCCACAUCGACGCGGGCCGCGGCAUGCCUCUCGCUGCAACUCUCACCUCGGCAGUCGUCGUGUCAGUGCUCGGCAUCAUCUCCCUCGGCAGUGUUACUGCCUUCAACGCCUUUGUCGGGAGCUACAUUCUCCUGUCUACAUCUUCCUACCUAGCUGCCGCCGUGCCGUAUGUUCUGUACAGCCGACGCGUGCGCUCCAAUGACAAGGGGCAAGUUGAAAGAGGGCCGUUCUUUAUGCAUGGCAUCAUCGGCUGGGUCGUAUGUAGCUGGGCGUGUAUCUACAUGUCGGUGUGGUUUGUUGUUUACUGCUUACCAUACUCGUUGCCGACGGUCGCCCAGGACAUGAACUACACGUCACUGAUCUGGGGCGGGAUGACUCUGAUUGUGACGGCUUGGUGGUUCAUUGAAGCUCGACACAAGUGCGUCAGGCCCAAGAGAGUGCUAGCGUACAUUGAGUAA